AAAGAGCAGCGCAGGCUUCAAGAAAUUUGACCCAGCAAGUCCUCCUUGUUUUUUACUUAAACUAGUUCACAAAGACUUGUUUUUGCAGGUAAACUGUUGGCAUAAAUACUUAAGAGUUUAACGCAUAAACGGAUAACUAUUACAGGCUGCGAUGGCGUCGCCGCUGGAGAUGACAGAGAUGUACGACAACGCUCUGCUGGGGAUUCUGCAGCAUGUGGGAAACAUACAGGACUUUCUACAGGUCUACUUUGGCUUUUUGUACCGCAAGACGGACUUUUAUCGCCUGUUGUCAAGUCCUAAUGACAAGAUGGGCUUUCCUCCUGGAGUGGCGGAGAAGAUGGUUCUUAAGACAUUUAAGUUGUUUGAGAAAGUGGCAGAGCACGACAGGGAGCGACAGGUGAUUGAGUGGCAGCAGAGAGAGGAGAGUAGAUCUGUUCCCCCGGCAGUUCAGGAGCUGGAAGUCAUGUCUGAGCCUCAAGAGGAAACCAAAGAGCAGAGGACAUCAGAGGAUGCCCAGAUGGAAACCUCCCCCUUGGACGGUGGGGCCGCUUCACGUCCUGCCCCGUCAGAACCGGCAGACAAGCCUCAGUCCAGCAGCAGCACAGACCAGUUACCUCAGGCAGACCAGGCAGCCACUGCCAACACCAAAGAGAGUCAGAAAGCAUUUCAGUCUGACCCUGACAGUUACAAUGGAGCGGUGAGAGAGAACUACAGCUGGUCUCAGGACUACACUGAUGUGGAGGUCCGUGUGUUUGUACCAAAGGCAGUUGUUAAGGGUCGACAGGUGACGGUGAGCCUACAGACCAGCAGCGUACGAGUGUGUGUGAGGGACGGCGUAGAGGAAAAAACACUGAUGGAGGGAGAAUUCACACAUAAGAUCAACACUGAGAACUCUCUGUGGAGCCUGGAACCAGGAGACUGUGUAGUUCUGUCACUCAAUAAGACCUCCGAGGUUUGGUGGAACGCGGUGCUGAAAGGAGAAAAAGAGAUUGAUAUUAACCAGAUUAAUCGGGAGCGCUCCAUGGCAACAGUUGAUGAGGAGGAGCACGCUGUUUUGGACAGACUCACCUUCGACUACCAUCAGAAGCAGCAGGGCAAGCCACAGAGUCAUGAAAUGAAAGUGCAUGAAAUGCUGAAGAAGGGCUGGGACGCUGAAGGCUCGCCGUUCAAAGGGCAGCAGUUCGACCCCUCCAUGUUCGACAUCCCCCCCAGCGCGGUGCAGUUCUGAGGUGCCUCCACCUCACAGCCAAAUGCGAACUGAAUUCUAGUUUACACGUUAUCGGCUGUAGUACAGUCAAACCAGUCCGACUCCAACCGGGGCAAGAGACGUGACGCUGAGAGGUUGGGUUUGAGUAGAGUUUGAUGAAAGGAUUCUGAUGAGGACAUGUCAUUACAAAUUAUGUGACGUUCUGGAAGUAUGAAAUUGGUUAGGUACUUCUACGUCGGUAACUGCUUUGGUCUUUAUUUAAAAAAUUUACAGUGCCUAAGUUUGUGUUGGCCCUACUGAAUGAGUCGUCUAUCAUCAUUUUUUCAUGUUUAUUGUCAGUUUAGUUGACAAAACACGUGAAUCAAACCAAUUAAAUGUAAUAACAUACUGUAGUCUUUAAUCUACUCUCAUCCGUGCAAACAUUUUCUUUCGCCCAGUAUCUACUUUGAUAUUUUGUUUUGUCAUCUAUAUUUAUAGGAAAGAGAUGUCAAUUUCUGCAGUUAUAUCACUGGUUCUGCCACCACAUGCUGCUUUUAACUCCUGAAAAUAAAUAUUGAAUCCAGCAGCAAUGGAUCAGUAUGACAUGUUCAUGAAAAAUCAGUGUAUUAAAACUGUAAAGCUAAACUAUUAUAAAACACAAUCAUUAGCCAAACAUUAAAUAUUUAUUAAAAUAUUCAUGUUUAUUUAUGUGUUUGAUGAUCAUUAAUAAGAUAAGUUAAAUUUGCGGCUGGAUACUAUAUUAUCUCUGCCAAGGAGGUGGUAUAUUUACUGGAAAUUGUAAAAAACUUAGAUCACAUUUUGUUAGAACUUGGUCAAAAGUCAAUAUUCACCCGCUGUUAACAACAGGUGAAGUUUUAAGAACUCAUAUCUUGGUCAAAACUCAAGCGAUUUGAUUCUAAACAACCACACAGACAUGUUGUGUCAACACCCAGGGUCACAGUGGAUGAAGUUGUUCAUGUACUGAGUGAAAACCUUUGGACUGUUGUUGAGAUUCUAAAAUAAAAUCUUGAAUGAAUUUGCAUAA
Molecule: messenger RNA, 2231 nt
Organism: Sphaeramia orbicularis (orbiculate cardinalfish)
Lineage: Eukaryota; Metazoa; Chordata; Actinopteri; Kurtiformes; Apogonidae
Gene: nudcd3
Product: NudC domain containing 3
Exons: 6
Coding region: 152-1228 (358 amino acids)
Biological process (GO): protein folding
Cellular component (GO): cytoplasm
Source: RefSeq, a predicted model, not a curated record